This is a messenger RNA of Amphiprion ocellaris (clown anemonefish), 2231 nucleotides long. RefSeq lists its product as uncharacterized. Lineage: Eukaryota; Metazoa; Chordata; Actinopteri; Pomacentridae. Gene Ontology annotation, molecular function: protein binding. The transcript has 8 exons. The record is from RefSeq and is a predicted model, not a curated record. The coding region runs from base 1 to 1530 and encodes 509 amino acids.
AUGGAAAAGUCAGGUAUUCAACCGUUCGCUUGCUACACGGACCCAGCUACACUCGGACCGAGAUGGACACGGUGGUUGACAUCUUUCGAGCUGUAUGCGGACGGGAAAGGACUUAUUUUGACAAAUGAUGCCACGGAUGCGAUUAAGCAGCGGAGACGUACUCUUCUACUGCACUUAGCGGGACAGGACGUGCAGGAUGUUUUCUCCACCUUACCACAGACGGGCGAGGCGACGGACUACGCGGCGGCGGUGGCGGCACUCAACACAUAUUUUGUUCCCCAAAGAAAGCUACUUGAGGAAGGUCCAGGUCUAACAUUGGCUCGCACAUUGGAGGUGACGUCGCAAUGUGAACGAGUGGAGGAGCAGCUGGCAGCUAUGAGCAUCACCGGGGAGAAGAAAGAAGGGGACACCGUUUGGAUUAAUGUCGUCCAAAAAGCUGGACCCUCUGUCGGUGCGCGAGCCUUCAGGAGGCGGCGAGGAGCAGAGCGGAGGUUGGAGCCCCGAGCCCCAGGGGAAGAUCUGGAGGAGUUUGACCUGAAGAAGUUCUCAGCUUCAGAGGAGGCUCUUCUGAAGCUGCUGCCGGUGGUCAAAGCCUCCAACAAAGCUGUACUGAGCAGCUGCAACCUGACAGACAGAAGCUGUGAAGAUCUGAACUCAGUCCUCAGCUGUGAGUCCUUCAGUCUGAAACAUCUGGACCUGAGUAACAAUGACCUGAAAGAUUCAGGAGUGAAUCUUCUUUCUGCUGGACUGAAGAGUCCAAACUCUGAACUGGAAACUCUCAGUCUGUCAGGUUGUCUGAUCUCAGAGGAAGGAUGUUCUUCUCUGGUCUCGGCUCUGAGAUUAAACCCCAACCAUCUGAGAAAGCUGGACCUGAGCUACAACCAUCCAGGAGACUCAGGAGAGAAGCUGCUGUCAAUUCUACGACAAGAUCCAGACUACAAACUGGAAACUCUCAGGUUGGAUCAUGGAGGAGCUCACAGACUGAACCCUGCUCGGAACACUUAUUCCUGUAAUCUCACAGUCGACAUGAACACAGUCAACAGAAACCUCAGACUGUCUCACAACAACAGGAAGGUGACACAUGUGGAGGAGCCUCAGUCGUAUCCUGAUCAUCCAGACAGGUUUGAGUUCUGGCCUCAGCUGCUGUGUUCAACUGGUCUGACUGGUCGCUGUUACUGGGAGGUCCAGUGGAUUGGAGUGGUUCAAAUAUCAGUGAGUUACAGAGGAAUCGGAAGGAAAGGACGCAGUGAAGGUAGUCUGUUUGGAUGUAAUGAUCAGUCCUGGAGUCUGAUCUGCUCUGAUGAUGGUUACUCUGUCAGACACAAUAACAUAGAAACACCCAUUAGAUCCUCCUCAGUCUGUCACAGAAUAGGAGUUUAUGUGGAUGUUCCUGCUAGAGUUCUGUCCUUCUACAGUGUCUCCUCUGGUUCUCUGAUCCACCUUCACACCUUCAGCACCACCUUCACUGAACCUCUGUAUCCUGGGUUUGGACUCUGCUCAGGUUCCUCGGUGUUUCUGUGUGAUCUGUAGAUCUGAGAGUUUUAGAAAACAGAAACUCUGCUGAGUGGAGAUCAGCUGCUGGUUCUGUUCAUCUUCAUCUUCUCUGAGCUGUGAAGCAGAUCUGCCUCAAACACCAAACAUUCAUCUGUGUGAUUCCUGAAGUCACCUGAUUUCUGAUUUCAUCAUUUGUCAUCUGUAGAUUCUCAGUCUUCCAGGUCCUGUUAAUCCUCAGUGUUUCAGGAGGAGCAGCUGGACUUCUCUGUUUGAUUCUUGUUUCACCUUCAUCCAAGAGUCUUCCUCAUCUCUAACUGACUGGUGGGGAGUCUCAGGUAUUUAUUGUCAAAGCACAAACAUUUGACUUGCGGUCCUUUAGUGACCCACAACUCACCUGAUGGAGGUGUUAAUGGUGCUGAAACUGCCUGGUGAGGAAUGACAGGAUGCAUUCUAAGUACCUGAUAAGUGGUGUCUUCAGGAAGCAAAAAGAAAAGUCGAGUUUCAUUCAUGUGAAGCACUUGAGGUCAUCAGUUAUUCUAUGAAUCUGUUUCUACUGAACUUUGUGCAUAAAAUAGUCGUAUAGAAACUGAAAAAUUUACAUGUCAAAUAUUGUGUAAUAUUGUGGGUGUCUUGGUUGAUGAAUCAUUAUUCUUAUGAAUCCUUUUUAAAACAUUUACCAGAUUAACCACAUUUGAUUAAAAUCAUUCAAUCAUCAGAAUCAGUGUUCAGCAUUAUUU